Vollenhovia emeryi is the source of this 1269-nucleotide messenger RNA. RefSeq lists its product as uncharacterized. Gene Ontology annotation, biological process: DNA integration. Gene Ontology annotation, molecular function: nucleic acid binding. Lineage: Eukaryota; Metazoa; Arthropoda; Insecta; Hymenoptera; Formicidae. Bases 1 to 1269 code for a protein of 422 amino acids. The transcript has a single exon. The record is from RefSeq and is a predicted model, not a curated record.
AUGAGUCUAGCUCAGAGAGAGUCAUUCGAGGGGGUCGAAGACUCUAGAAUCAGUUGUCUGAACGCGUUCAAGGAUAAAUCGGGACUUAUCCGCUUAAAGACUCUAGUUUCGAACAGAGAGGAUCAAUUUGGUUUUCGUUGUCCCAUUGUCUUGGAAUCACGGCAUCCUCUCGUUGAAAGGUUGAUACAGUACAGACAUAAACAGCUUAAUCACGCAGGUAUACAGACUGUGAUGAACAAUUUAAGAGAACAAGUGUGGAUAUUAUCCAGUCGGCGUGCUAUACGAUCUGUCCUCUCUAAGUGUACAAUAUGUAAACGAUACAAGGCUAAGAGGAUCGAGGCGUCACCGUCAAUCCUACCAGAAGAACGAAUAAGAGAUGCGACUGCAUUCGUGGUAUCAGGGGUCGAUUUUGCGGGCCCACUAUAUUUAAAAGACGGGCAGAAAGCUUGGAUCUGUCUGUUCACGUGCGCAGUCUACCGAGCGGUCCACCUCGAGUUAGCGACUUCCCUCUCGACCGAAGCGUUUUUGGAAGCCUUCCGGAGAUUCGUCGCGCGCAGAGGAAGACCUUCUAUUAUGUUUAGCGACAACGGUACUAACUUCUGUGAAGCGAGCAACCUGUUGCGUAGUAUCAAUUGGAAGAAAGUCGCGGAAUAUAGCACGAUGAAGAAAAUAGAAUGGCGCUUCAAUCCUCCCUCAGCGGCAUGGUGGGGUGGAUGGUGGGAGCGAUUAGUACGUUCGGUCAAGGAAAUAUUGAGGAAAGUCUUGGGACGAGCUUGCCUUACAUUUGAAGAGAUGAACACAACGCUAUGUGAUUGUGAGGCCAUUAUAAACUCGCGUCCCAUUACCUACCUGUCUGAGGACUCUGAUCAGUUGAUCCCAUUGACUCCGGCGAUGUUCAUUCAAGACGUUCAGGAGAUAGGAUUACCGGAUCUGGAUCAUGUUCAAGAAGGCGACUUGAAGGCGAGGAUACGCUAUCGACAGAAGCUCCGAGCUGACUUACGACGUCGUUUUCGUUCAGAGUAUCUAGGACAACUAUCGCGAACGAGCUAUUCAAAAAACGGCAAAUAUACGGUACGAAAAGGAGAUGUCGUUCUCAUAGGAAACGAGAAUCAGAAACGCUUGGACUGGCCCUUGGCGCGAGUCAUCGAGGUCAUUCCGGGUAGAGAUGGCGAGGUAAGAGUGGUCAGACCGCGAGUGGAGAACUCGUCCGUCCCGUUCAGAGAUUGCACCCUUUGGAAAUCUCGUCACCAAUCGAAGUGGAGGCAUUGA